Camelina sativa (false flax) is the source of this 1428-nucleotide messenger RNA. Its product is annotated as clathrin light chain 1. NCBI's taxonomy places the organism in Eukaryota, Viridiplantae, Streptophyta, Magnoliopsida, Brassicales, Brassicaceae. The record is from RefSeq and is a predicted model, not a curated record. Gene Ontology annotation, cellular component: plasma membrane; clathrin coat of coated pit; clathrin coat of trans-Golgi network vesicle. Gene Ontology annotation, biological process: intracellular protein transport; clathrin-dependent endocytosis. Gene Ontology annotation, molecular function: structural molecule activity; clathrin heavy chain binding.
UGCGAGUCAGAUCUACGCCUAACGUCAAAAGCGUAGUCCCCCAAGACGAGAGACGAGGAUCUGUGGUGAUCUGAAAAGCUCCUUUAACCAUGGCGACUUUUGACGACGGAGACUUCCCACCUCAAACCCAUUCUCCGUCCGAGCACGAUGACUUUGGCUACGAUAGUUUCUCCGAAGCUCAGCCACCUCCCCCGACUCAACAUCAACAUCAACAUCAACAUCCCUCCGGUGGAUUCUCCUCUUCUUUUAAUGGUGGUGAUGGAGCUUAUGGAUCUGACAAUCCUGCUUCCCCCAACGGCUACGGAUUUGGUGCUUCCUCACCUAACCACGAGUUUUCCUCUCCGUUCGAGUCUGACGCUAACGGCAACGGCGGCGACGCGAUCUUCUCUUCCGAUGGUCCGGUUCUUCCAGAUCCGAAUGAGAUGAGGGAGGAGGGUUUUCAACGCCGUGAGUGGCGCCGUCUAAACGCCAUUCACCUUGAGGAGAAGGAAAAGAAAGAGAAGGAGAUGCGGAACCAGAUCAUAACUGAAGCAGAAGAUUUCAAGAAAGCCUUCUAUGAGAAAAGAGACAAGACUAUUGAGACCAACAAGACUGAUAACCGCGAAAAGGAAAAACUAUACUGGGCUAACCAAGAGAAGUUCCACAAAGAUGUUGACAAGCAUUACUGGAAAGCUAUUGCAGAGCUAAUCCCGCGUGAGGUUCCCAACAUCGAGAAGAAGAGAGGGAAAAAGGAUCCGGACAAGAAACCAUCAGUGAAUGUUAUCCAAGGUCCUAAACCUGGGAAACCAACUGAUCUUGGUAGAAUGAGGCAGAUAUUCUUGAAGCUCAAGACAAAUCCCCCACCCCACAUGAUGCCACCUCCUCCUCCAGCCAAAGAUGCCAAAGAUGCCAAAGAUGCAAAAGAUGGGAAGGAUGCAAAAGGAGGGAAAGACGCCAAGGACCUAAAAGAUGGGAAACCUGUGGAUCCAAAGGCCACAGAGGAAAAACCUGCUUCACCUGCCAAAGACGCAAGUGUUGAAACAGCUAAACCUGAGGUUGCUGCCUCAGGAGAGGGAGAGAAACCUGUGGCUGAGGCUGAGGGAGCCAAGGCGGAGUGAAAAAGGUCUUUAGUAUUACUGUUGUGGGGAUUAUUUGAUAUUGAAGUCACAAUAGCUGCGGGCGAAAUAAGAAGGGGUAAGUUAUGUGCACAUAGACGCUCUAUUGGGGGCUAUCUGUGGGCACACCAUUUCCUCUUCUGGAGAGAGAAUUUUAGUCCUUUUGUUUUGGUUAUUAUUAUUUUUUUUUACCAUUAUAUUUGUUCUGCAAAAUUUGGUUUUUUUGUCUUGGAUGAUGUUCACUUUAAAAUCAUUUUGGUUCCACGUAUUUCAUUUGUAAGACUUCAAGAACUAAAGUUUGUUGGAUGAAUCAUGAAUCAUUGGAUUGUAUGAA